Molecule: messenger RNA, 481 nt
Organism: Chlorocebus sabaeus (green monkey)
Lineage: Eukaryota; Metazoa; Chordata; Mammalia; Primates; Cercopithecidae
Source: RefSeq, a predicted model, not a curated record
AAGAGGCGAGAACGACCCCCGGACCGACCAAAGCCCGUGCGCCGCUGCUCCGGCGUCCAGCACCUACGUCACGCCGCCGUCGCCACCAUGCCCAAGAGAAAGGCUGAAGGGGAUGCUAAAGGAGAUAAAGCCAAGGUGAAGGACGAACCACAGAGAAGAUCCGCGAGGUUGUCUGCUAAACCUGCUCCUCCAAAGCCAGAGCCCAAGCCUAAAAAGGCCCCUGCAAAGAAGGGAGAGACAGUACCCAAAGGGAAAAAGGGAAAAGCUGAUGCUGGCAAGGAGGGGACUAACCCUGCAGAAAACGGAGAUGCCAAAACAGACCAGGCACAGAAAGCUGAAGGUGCUGGAGAUGCCAAGUGAAGUGUGUGCAUUUUUGAUAACUGUGUACUUCUGGUGACUGUAGAGUUUGAAAUACUAUUUUUUAUCAAGUUUUAUAAAAAAGCAGAAUUUUUUUUUUUUUUUUUUUUUUUUUUUUUUUUAA